AUGAUAAGUAGUAUUGGCAAAUUAUCACAUGUUAGAGGAAUUAUAUUUGAUCUAGAUGGCACCCUUACAAAGCCGAUAAUGGACUUCAAAAAGUUAAGGAGUGAUCUCGGUAUUACUACUCCAGGCGUCGAUAUUCUAGAGGUUAUCAAGACGUGGAGUCACGAGAAACAAGUGGAAGGACACAAAAUCAUCUAUGAUUUCGAAAGAGAAGCGUCUUUGCGUUUAGAGUUUCAACCGGGCGCAUCGGCUUUGAUGGAUACUCUCGAGCGACUAAACAUAAAGAAAGCGAUUCACUCACGUAACUCAAUAGAGAACAUCGAGUACUUUCAAGAGAGGUUUGGAUAUACAUUCUCACCGAUAGUCGGUCGUGAGAUUGAACCAAAGCCAAGUCCAGCAGGUAGUCAUCACAUUGCCAAGCACUGGCAGAUGCAACCCUCUGAGAUACUGUUCGUUGGAGAUUCUCAAGAUGAUAUGCGAUGCAGCCGAGCAUUCGGCUCACUAAGUAUUCUUUUGUUGAAUUCAUCCAAUAAGCAUUAUACAGAGCUAAGCGACAUCGCCAUCGAAAGUCUAUCAGAGUUAUCGGAGGCAUUGGAGCAAUCUUUUAAAAACAAACAAAUAAGUAAUAGUACAUCAACAGAAAAUAGUAACUUGUCAAAUAGUAAUAUAUCAGUAAACUAA
Messenger RNA from Heterostelium album PN500, 678 nucleotides. Its product is annotated as HAD family hydrolase. The transcript has a single exon. NCBI's taxonomy places the organism in Eukaryota, Evosea, Eumycetozoa, Acytosteliales, Acytosteliaceae. The coding region runs from base 1 to 678 and encodes 225 amino acids. The record is from RefSeq and is a predicted model, not a curated record.